Messenger RNA from Lutzomyia longipalpis, 3725 nucleotides. RefSeq lists its product as uncharacterized. NCBI's taxonomy places the organism in Eukaryota, Metazoa, Arthropoda, Insecta, Diptera, Psychodidae. The transcript is spliced from 6 exons. The coding region runs from base 606 to 1997 and encodes 463 amino acids. The record is from RefSeq and is a predicted model, not a curated record.
CCGAGAGAGCACCCAGCACCGCAUUUGUGAUGUUAUAGCAAUUUGAGCGCCAAGUUGCGAGAGAUAAACCCAACAUCUAUACUACUGGCAUUCAGUUUUGCCUGCCACUUGGUCCCAGUCACACAUCAAUUCAUCCAACAUUCAGUUGCGAUUUGCUCCUCGACGGUGAAGCAUCACUCGGCUGCGUUGCUCUAACACCAUUCUUGUGUGCCGGAGAGUGAACCAUUUUUUCCCUCCAUCUCGUGUUUGGGACGUGAGAAUUUAAUAAAGUGCAAAGUGAUUUUUUUUCACUCAUUGAAAAUUCCUCGUGAGUUCUUUUCCGCGGCUGAGAGUUCGUUCAUUUUUUUUAUUUUGUGGAAUAUAAAUGGUGUUAAUUCAUUGGCUGCAGAGGAGUUCCACCUAAAUUGGGAUGUGAGCUUUGUAAGAAAAAAAUGACCGAAAGACUGUGAUUCUCUCCCCCCUCUUUGUGGACGCAAAAGUGUCUGGAGUUGACGCUGUGAAGGACAUAGUCAUUUGCAUAUAGGAAAGCAUUUUAAAACAACAAAAAAACUAUCGGAAGAAGCACUUUAGUUAUUUAGGAAUCAAAAAGAAAAAAAACUCACAAAAUGGAAGUCUCCAAAAGCUUCGUUAUCGUAACACUUCUCGCAAUUCUCAUAAGUUGUGGGCAAGUAAGUGGACGUCGGACUAAACGAAUGUACGCCAUGUGCCCGCCAAAAUUUGUCCGACUCGGCAAUGAAUGCUACUACAUUUCAAGCGAGAAGGCAAGCUGGCUUGAUGCUCACUUUGAGUGCAAAGACCGCAACAGUAAACUUGCAGAGCCAUUCAAAUUCGAAGAUAUCCGUCUACGGAAAUAUCUCAUGCGCACUGAGUCAGAGAGAACCCCAAAAUGGAUUGGAGGAAUUUACAAUUGGGAACGCAAAACCUGGCAAUGGGGCUACAAUGGACGUGGUAUGAAGUACCAGGCGUUCAGUCAAAUGAAACCAAGCGCCGACGAAGAUAUGAAAUUUCACUGUUCCAUGAUGAAUCCCACCUUGAAAUUCAGGUGGUCUGCGAAACCAUGCGUAGAACAACAUAAUUUCAUCUGUCAACACCGAAUGCCCUUUGUGAGUGAGCGAAAUCGUCAGCGUGUGUAUGCAAAGUGGAACGAAACAUUCCCCAAUGAAUUGGCAAAUGAAAUUGAAGUUCUCGUUACAACGAAUCCCCACAACCACACAACUGAUGGUCGUCGUAGAUCAAUCAGUCGUCGUGGCUAUCACGUUAACAGCGUUCCAAUGGACAACUUGAAUCCUGAAAGUGUUUCCGGAUCACGGCACGUACAGCGACCUAAUCGUCAGGGGAGAACUGAUCAUGCAAGGAAUCAACACCGUAGAAGGCCAGAAAUUGUUGAUAUUGGCCGUCCGAUUGUUUCAUACGCUCCAGAUCCGGUUGUUGAGAUUCGUUUAGACAACAGAAGACCCUCCCACUGGAGGCAGAGGCAGAGGGUUGAACGACCCUACCCACAGCGCCAUCAUCAGAGGCAUCCAACAACGACAACAUCAACAACAACAACGACAACACCGACACCCUCAAUGCUGGACUACAGGAUAGUUACCCUGCCUGAAGCACUCAAUCCUUAUGAGAAUCCUCCACAGCAGCCACAUCAUCGCCACGAAACCUACCAUCAACCAACAACAACAACAGCCCCAACAACGACAACCGAUCGAUCAAAUGACAUCGAAGAAGAACCACCAAAUCAUCAUCACAGAGAACACCACCACAGUCACCACAGAAUACGAGAGAAGGAAUACGAAACGUACGAUGCCCCAACAACCCCAGCUACGACAACAACAACCGAAGAACAAGUCACAGCACGAAAACUCUCUGAAGCAGAGAAGAAACUACGACGCGAUGAAUUGCGCCAACGUCUGAGUCGCUUAUCGCCAGAAAAGCAACGUCAGUACAUUCUCAUGCGCAAGAAGAAGCUCGAACGGGAGAAAUUGAGGAAUGAGACGGCAUAAAGGUGCAUAUCAUCGAAUGUUGAUUGUACGUACAAUACCCCCAUUGAACUCUCACAACAAUGACACUACCAAUUAAAAGAGAAAAAGAAACUUUUUCAAUGGCAUUUUCGCACAAAUGUUGUUCCAAGAUUUAUUUGGAAAAUAAUCAGCCUCUCAUUUUAACAAAGAAAAAAUUGUUUUGGAGGUUUUUUUUUUAAAUUUUAUCUGUAAGUAUACGUUAAUGAAUUGAGCUUGUUGAUUUUCAAAAUUUGAGGAGGAAAAGUGGAAAAAUUGUCCUAUUAGGAAAAGAAAAAAAUUGACAUUUUAGGAAGAAAAUUUCGAAUUUGAAUUAAUUUUAAAUCUUGAGGAAACGUCAAAAAUGGCAUGUGAGUAAACGUCAAAAAUGGCAUUUGAGUAAAAGUCAAAAAUUUGGCGUUUCAAUCAACGUCAAAAAAUUGACAUUUAAGUAAACGUCAAAAAUUGAUAUUUCAGUAAAAGUCAGAAAUUUGACAUUUUAGGAAGCAUCAAAAAUGAUAUUUCAGAAAAAAAUUUAAAUUAGAGUUGAUUUUAUUUGAGGAAACAUUAGGAUACAGACCUUUUAGGACGCGUAAAAAAUUUAUAUUUCAGAAAAAAAAUGUUUCAGGAAACGUCUGAGAAUUGACAUAUUAUGAGGAAACAGAAAAUUGACAGAAGAUUGACAUUUAAAAAUUGACAGAUGAUUGACAUUGGAAAUUUGACAUAAAAUUAACAUUUUGGUAAACGUUAAAAAAUCAAUUAUUCAGACAUUCUAAAGCUGUUUUCAAGUGAAUACAAAUCGCAAACUAUUAUUUGAGAAUACUUUGCGUGAUGAAAAAUUGAAAGAACUAGCAAACGUCAGAGAAAUGUCAAAUGUAGUUUCCACAAUAUAUUUGUCUUCUAGAAAUCACGAGGCUGUCUUUAAGUAAAUGUUCAAAAGUUGAGAAAUUUGAAUAAAAAACAGAAAAUUAAAAUAGAAUUUCCAAACAUUUGACAGAUUAAUAUAAAAAGAAUUAAAGAAUAAUAUUCUUCAUUGAAAAAAUCAUCAUCUUGGAGCACCCUGUAGACACAAAAAAAUGAAGGAAAAAAUUGUCUUUAAGUUUGGAAGAGAAAAAGAAAAAGAAGUCCACAAACUGUUGUGCCAUCAUCUUAGCUUGUAUUUAAUAAUUUAAAAUUAUCUCUUAUUUACUUUGCGGAAAAUUUAAAGAAACUUGGGUCAAAUCGAUCAUUUUUAUAAGCAAACUCUGUGGGAGUAAACUAUUAAUUUUGAGAAGAGAAAUUAAUGAUAAAUAUAGCUUUUUUAUACUUUUGAGAAGUUAAUUUUUUUUGUCAAAUAAUUUAUGUAUAUUUGUUGCUUAGGAGUUAUUUUCUUAUGUUGUGAAUAUGAUUCCUAUAUUACCAAUGUAAUUUCUCUAUAAUGAUACAUUUUAUUAGAUUACAUAGAAUGUUAUAUUAUACACAUUAGAAAUGCUUAGUGAGAGCAGAAAUAAUUUUAUAUAAGAAAUAAAAAAUAACCUCCACGCUGAGAAGGGCAAAAAGAUGCAAAAUUUGAAAAUUUAUUAAAAAAAAAGAAGAGAAUUUUGCAUAUUAAAAAAUUACCAUCGCAGUAUAAUCAUAAAUAAUUAAUUCUGUGUAGAUUUAUCAAAUAUAAUUCAAAUUAAAUAUUCAUUGUGAAAUGUGAGAAUUUAACGACGCAUUUAUUUCAUUAAUAAAGUGUCGUAGGAACACCCCGCA